AUGCUUCUUAGAAAUUUGAUCAAACAAUAAAAAACUAAUCAAUCUUAAAUUCUCAUGAACCUGAUGGGAAAGUAGUUUUCAAGAUAGGUUAAGAUUCCUAAAAGUCAUAAUCUUCUUGGUUAUAUUGAGCAUUAUUAGAAACAUGGGCACACCUAAUCUAAACUUGAUCCUCUAGGAUUGAAAAAUCCUGACAGAUGUGAUACUUUCGAGACAGAUCAUUGGUAGUUAAAUCCACUUGAAAAUAUAUAAACUUAUCCUUUAGAUUACAGAGUGAGCACUCAUUUGUAGGAUAAGGUAGCAACCAUAAGUGAUCUUCACGAGUAUUUAAAUAAUGUCUAUGCUGGCUCAGUGGGAAUCGAAUUCGAUCAUGUUCACAAUUAGGAGGAAAGACUAUGGCUUUAUGAGAAUCACGAGAAAGUUAUGCAUGAAUCAAUAAGCUCUUAAGAAAAGUUUAAGAUACUUUAAUUGCUUACCAGAACUGAGGAGAUGGAGAAGUUUUUAUAGAAAAGAUUUGCCACUCACAAGAGGUACUCUAGUGAAGGAUCUGAAGCGAUCUCCGUAGCGAUAAACGCUAUUAUAGCUGAGGCGAGUCAUGUUGAAAAAGGAGAAAUGGAGUAUGCUGUAUUAGGUAUGCCUCAUAGAGGUAGAUUAGCCACUUUGAUUGUGGCAAAUGACUUCCCAAUGAGGAAUCUAAUUUACAAGGUAAAGGGGAAUAACGAGAUCCCUGAGGAGAUCAAUGAUCGUAUUGAUGAUAUGCCCACUCAUAUUGCAGUCAGUAAUACAAAGAAAUUCUCUCAUGGAGCUGAUAACUCUAAGAACAGAGAUGUCACGCUUACUAUGAUUCAUAAUCCUAGUCAUUUGGAGUCUUAAAAUUCUAUAUCUAUGGGAAAAACUAGAGCCAAGCAAGAUGAUUUUGGAAAUUUAAAAAAGGUAUUGAAUAUUCAAGGUCAUGGAGAUGCUGCAUUUACAGGAUAAGGUGCUGCUUAUGAAGCACUGACCCUGUGUAAGCUACCUAAAUUUUAGUGCAAUGGCACAAUCCAUUUCAUUACAAACAACUAGGUUGGAUUCACAACUGAUAAUGCAGACGGCAGAUCAUUCCCUCAUGCCAGUGAUAUUGUUAAGCCUUUUGGAAUUCCAAUUAUUAGGGUAAAUGCUCACGAUGUUGAAGCAGUAAGUAGAGUAUGCAAGCUCGCUGCUAGGUACUGGCAUUAAUAUGGAAAGGACAUCCUGAUUGAUAUGAUUGGAUAUCGCAAGUAUGGGCAUAAUGAAGUUGAUGAGCCUUCAUUUACUCAACCUAAAAUGUACGAAAAGAUUAGAGAUAUGAAAUCUCUUCCUCACUAAUAUGCAGAAAAGUUGGUUUAAGAAGGUGUUAUUAAGGAGCAAGCAUAUCAGAAAAUGAUUGACUAAAUUAGCAAUCACUAUGAAGAGGAGUUCAAGGAAGCUGAAAAAUUCAAGCCAACUCUUGAAACCACAAAAGACCCUAACUACAAAGGUAGUAGAAGCUUGACUCAUAAAUGGAAAGAUAUGGACUUUUCAUAGAAUGGAAAAGAACCAUAGCACUCUGGCUAUGAGAAAGAUAAAUUGAUAAGAAUUGCAAAAUCAUCAGUUGAGCUACCACCUAAUAUCCAGCCUCAUUCAAGACUAUAAAGAAUGCAUAUUGCAAAUAGACUAAAGAGCAUUGAGGAAAAUAAAUUUGAUUGGGCAACUGCAGAGGCAAUGGCUUAUGGCUCACUAUUGAUUGACGGCUAUAAUGUAAGAUUAACUGGUGAAGAUGUGGAAAGAGGCACCUUUUCUCAAAGGCACGCAGUUUUCCAUUGCUAGCAAGAGCAUGGUGAAUAUACAACUCCCCUAAAAGAAAGUUAAUUCAUGCAAUCCCAUUCAAAGGGCAGAUUCCAAGUUUAUAACUCAAAUCUAAAUGAACUCGGAGUGAUGGGAUAUGAAUACGGAUACUCACUAGAAAGUCCCAAGAAUCUUGUGCAAUGGGAGGCUCAAUUUGGAGAUUUCUAUAACCCAGCUUAGCUUAUUGUUGAUCAGUAUCUUAUGUGCUCAGAGGCUAAAUGGCUCAGACAAAGUGGUUUAAUUUUGCUUUUACCACAUGGAUUUGACGGCUCUGGACCAGAGCAUUCCACUUGCCACAUUGAAAGAUUCCUACAGAAUAUCAACUCUCAAGCUUAUGAUAAUCUAAAUGGCCCUUAUGACAACCUUACUGCUUAAAAUAUAAACUUCCAAUUCGCUCAGAUGACGAUGCCAUCAAAUUACUUCCACUUGCUGAGAAGACAAAUGCUUAGAAAUUACAGAAAACCAAUGGUCAUUGCUGCUCCAAAGAUUGGUCUUAAACAUCCAAAAGCUGUCUCUGGAAUAGAUGAAUUUUUACCAGGCACUAGAUUCCAGCCAACUAUAGUGAAUAAAUUUGGCCAAGGAGAUGUUAAAAAAGUUAUAUUCUGCUCUGGAAAGGUAUACUUUGAUAUUGCUUAGAAACUCGAAACUGAUGCAGCUUAACUUAAGAAUACAUUUGCAGUGAUUAGAGUCGAAGAAUUGGCUCCAUUCCCUAUUAAUGAAAUACAGACUCACUUACAGUCAUUGGGAGUCAAGAGCUCAGCAGAAUAUGUGUGGGUUUAGGAGGAAUGUUUGAACGAGGGUGCUUUCCAAUUCGCUAAGCUUCACAUUGACAGAGCUUUAAGAAAAUUGCAAUUUAAGCAGUCGGAGAUGUACUAUGUAGGUAGACCAUCGCAACAUUCAUUCGCUACAGGCUCACCAGCAGAUUAUAAAAAGGAAUCUCAACAACUAUGGAAGGAUUUUGAAUCAAGAAUAUACAAUUGA
Stylonychia lemnae is the source of this 2820-nucleotide messenger RNA. The record is from the annotation of a GenBank genome assembly. NCBI's taxonomy places the organism in Eukaryota, Ciliophora, Spirotrichea, Sporadotrichida, Oxytrichidae.